GUCUUUGGACAACUUCCACGAUUUCAAGAUGGAGACUUUGUUCUAUAUCAGAGCAAUGCCAUCUUGAGGUACCUGGGACGCAAAUUUGUUUUAAAGCAAGCUUGCUCUCUGCCGGCACAGGAUCGAGAACAAACUGGAAAGGAGAAAUACCUGAAGGAUCUACCUAAUCAACUGUCACCAUUUGAAAAGAUUCUUUCUAACAAUGCAAAUGGAACCAAAUUUGUUGUGGGAGAUAAGAUCUCAUAUGCUGACUACAAUCUCCUGGAUAUACUCCACUGUCACCUUGACCUUGAGCCAAAAUGUUUAGCAUCCUUCCCUCUCCUGUCAGCUUACAUUCAACGCUGUGCCACCCGUCCAAAGCUGAAUACAUAUCUGCAAUCGGAAAAGCGCAACAAGCGUCCUAUUACCCCUAAACACAAAUGA
Molecule: messenger RNA, 423 nt
Organism: Nanorana parkeri
Lineage: Eukaryota; Metazoa; Chordata; Amphibia; Anura; Dicroglossidae
Product: glutathione S-transferase P 1-like
Exons: 4
Biological process (GO): glutathione metabolic process
Cellular component (GO): cytosol
Molecular function (GO): glutathione transferase activity
Source: RefSeq, a predicted model, not a curated record